AAAUUAUAUUAGAGUUGUACCACGACCAACAAGAUCCGAAACCGAAUAAAGUUAAAGAGAGGAGAGCGGACGAACACAGCACGGUGUUGAAAGACAAAGAGUAGAGAGCAUAAUAUCAUACAAGUUUGUUGUACUACCUACACAUCAGGACGAAGUAGGAGAUCCAUCAUUCGACAUUAGCAGGAGAUCCAUCAUUCAACAUCAACCAAAGAACCACGACACAACGCACCAGGAGCGGUUAAAAUAAAGUCGUAGUAAAAUUAUAUCGGUGAAGCUGCAACGGAUCAUACGGAUUAAAAAAUUUUCUGUCAAAUAUUAAAAAAAAAAUGGGCGGGUCCGCGAGUCGUUCCGUGGUUGUCGUGCAGAACUUCGACACGACUCGGUACCUCGGGGUUUGGUGGGAGCGCGCCCGUCUGCCCAACCCGUUUCAAGACGGCAAGAAAGCGAAGGCAAUUUACUCGAAAAUGGAAGAAGGUGGACCACAAGUAGAAGAAGAAAACAGCGCGUACGAGUUUCUGAAAGUGGAAAACAGCGACCUCCAGCCGGUGGACAAGACGGACCCGGCGUCCAAGCUGCACCGGGUCACGCUGGAGGGGAAGGCGCGGAAGCCGAAAGACUCGACCGAGGGGGUGCUGCAGGUGAAGAUCGGCAACGCGCCGUUCUGGGGCGACUACCAGGUGAUUGACACGGACUACGAAAACUACGCAUUGAUUUAUUCCCGCGUUUCCUUCCUCGGGAUUACCUUCAAGGAAUUUGCCUGGGUGCUGGAGCGCGCGGAGAACCCGACCACGAAGGAAAAGGCGGAGCAGCGGGUGCAAAUGCUCAUCGAUGGGGUCUAUCAAAUGUAAAUGACAUGUCUGGGUCCUCUGGAAAGUUGUGUUGCUGAUAGUACAUGCAGCAUUGCAGACUGGCACUGGCCGCUUAUAGGACGGCAUAUUAAAGACACCAUGAGAAGAUCUCCGCGCCUUAUUGCGAAUUCAUUCGUGAACAAGCACGACAAGUUGCCUUCCAGCACGACAAAAAAACUUCCCACUGCUGUCCUUGCACUUCUACAUAUCGUGCUGUACUACUUCUUCAACUCUCGCAACACAAAUUCCACCAGACCCAGACGUAUUUGCAAUGUCGAUAGAGUCAACAAGGGCGGCAAGGAAACGAAGGUCACCAAGGAGGACUUUUUGUACACUGGUUUCGACGGUGGCGAGGGGUCGGAACUGUAGGGAUAAGUAAAAAUCGCUGUGAAGAAGUACAAGUACUAGCUCUGCUUAGUCGCCGUGGCUGCGGGGGUGAGGACGAGCCAAAAAGGGUGCUUGUUGUGCAACUUCCGCGGAACAUGAUUCGGACAAGAAAGAAUUAGACUUCUGCAUUCCUUCGCAUAGGAAUAGGUUUUUGCUUUGAGUUUUGGAGGACGACCACUGUGUGGUUACUACGUCACAGCGUGGGCGAGGUUCAAUGAUAGAUGUUUUCGAUACCGAUCAUAGACUCCGAAGUCUUGUGAUGUUGUGCAUGUGUAAAAUAGUGUUGUGCAGCAACAAGGGUUGCAAAAAACAAAUUCCGGCUCCUUGUUUGGGCCCACGACAUCUUCGACAUUAUGUACUGGCAAGGAAAUGGCCAAUUGGAAUUGAGAAACCGAAAAACUCAUUCAUGACUCUGGUAUCAAGCCAGACCUCCGUACCACAUUUUGAGCAAGAUAAGUGUACGUGGCCUCUGCACGUAGCAGCA
Molecule: messenger RNA, 1719 nt
Organism: Amoebophrya sp. A120
Lineage: Eukaryota; Dinophyceae; Syndiniales; Amoebophryaceae
Source: the annotation of a GenBank genome assembly